Molecule: messenger RNA, 924 nt
Organism: Gregarina niphandrodes
Lineage: Eukaryota; Apicomplexa; Conoidasida; Eugregarinorida; Gregarinidae
Exons: 1
Coding region: 1-924 (307 amino acids)
Source: RefSeq, a predicted model, not a curated record
AUGCCCACAGCGGCGGUAUUGAUGAAGAAGCGUCGAACGCGCGAAUUUAGAGGAGAUGAGGACAUCUUUAGGAGCGUGCCUCGUAAUGAAGGUGGCGCCUUGGCGGGAGGUCCGCCAGGUGCAGCCAUGGGCGGUCCGCCGAUGAUUGGCGACUCUCCUUAUUCUGGUUACGCGCCCAAUUUGAGUGAGCUGGAGCGGGAGUUCCCGGAGCAGUCUCGACCCUUCUUGAUUUCUAUAUUGGAGACGACCCAGAACGACUUGGCUGAGGCUCGGACGAUCGUCGCAAACAUUACUACGACGGCACAUGGCCAGAGCCGCAGCGCCCCAAGGCACAAGCGCACGAGAAUGGAUGAGGAAGCAGAGAGCCAUCCUUCUGACUUUGCUUCCCGCACGUCGGACGAUACGGCCGUAGUCACAGGUCGCAACAUGGUCGCAACCGCAGGUUCCAGCAUGGCCGCAGCGGCAGGUCCCAACAUGGCAGCAGCGGCAGGUCCCAAGGAGCAGUUGUUGGAAGAUACAUUGAACGGAUUUGUAGAAUUACUGAAGGAUUCCGCGUCUAUUGAGGACGCACGGACGCGAUUGCGGCCUGUCCUUCGAGAGUGGGUUGGCAGGACGCGGUUGGCUGAAACGUUGCGUAAGGCGGUGAUAAGUCAAGCGUCUACGAUCAUGAGUUGUCGACAGAAGGCGCAAUUGGACCAGCAGCGUGCCCAACAGGAGCAGGCGCAAUUGCACGCACAAGUGCGAGAUUACCGACUUAAGCUGGAAGAGGCGGAACGCGGUCUUCAUCGAUUGCGUGAGACAAAUGCCCUCCUUUCCAGAGUCGUACGCAAUAGCCUCAACCGCAGAGACGACCAAGAUGACGACCCUUUCGGUCCCUUCGAAUCGUGCUUCCAACCUGACGACGACCGGGGCUGCGCACGCUGA